UUCCCAGAGAGCCUCCCCACGGGCUGACACUAACAGUGCCCGAUCCUGAGCUCUGAUUGCGGUGGGACGCUGGGGUGAGCGGUCUGCGUGUGUCUCAUCAUUCUUGCCCCACAACGAACCUAGAAGGGAUUAUAUUACAGACGCUCCCCGGCGCCGGGCAUGGGCACCGCCGCCGCCGCCGUCGUCCCUGGGCCGGAUUCCGCGCGCGGUGCCCCUGAGGUGCUCAACUGCAGGGGUUCGCAGGAGGCCACACCAUGAAUGACCGAAACAGCCGGAGGAGGACAGUGAAGAAGGACAGUGAGGCCUUCGAGAUUUCCAUCCCUUUCGAUGAGACACCCCACCUAGACCCACAGAUCUUUUACAGUCUGAGCCCCUCUCAGGGAAACUUGGAGGAGCCUCCGGAGGCUGCAUCCCCCACUGUGGCCCUGAUGCACGGUGUCAGGGCCCAGCUGCACAUGGCCCUGGAGAGGAACUCGUGGCUGCAGAAGCGCAUCGAGGACCUGGAGGAGGAGAGGGACUUCUUGAGGUGUCAGUUGGACAAGUUCAUCUCCUCUGCCCGCAUGGAUGCAGAGGACCACUGCCGGGUGAAGCCUGGGACCCGGCGGGUCGAGGGGGAUGGUCGAGGUGGGGCUGGGGGUGAGGCCUCAGACCCCGAGUCCGCUGCAUCCUCGCUCAGUGGAGCAUCUGAAGAAGGCAGUAAUGUCGAGCGGAAGAGGCAGAAGCAGAAAGGAGGCACGGGCCGGAGACGUUUCGGGAAGCCCAAGGCCCGGGAGCGGCAGCGAGUGAAGGACGCGGACGGUGUGCUCUGCCGCUACAAGAAAAUCCUAGGCACUUUCCAGAAGCUGAAGAGCAUGUCUCGGGCCUUCGAGCACCACCGAGUGGACCGCAACACCGUGGCGCUGACCACGCCCAUCGCGGAGCUGCUCAUCGUCGCCCCCGAGAAGCUGGCCGAGGUGGGCGAGUUCGACCCCUCCAAGGAGCGUCUGCUGGAAUACUCGCGCCGGUGCUUCCUGGCCCUGGACGACGAGACCCUGAAGAAGGUGCAGGCCCUCAAGAAGAGCAAGCUGCUGCUUCCCAUCACUUACCGCUUCAAGCGGUGAUCCCGCCCCAUCUGGCCCAGGACACACCCUCUGGCCCCCACUUCCCUCCUCUUCGGCCCCCCGGCACCCGGGCAAGUGUGUGCAUGAGUGGUGCACCCAUGACGAGGGCGUCGAGGGUGGGCGGCUUGUUUCUGCGCGUCCUCUCUCCUUCCCCUGCUGUGGACCGCCGUUCCCUCCCCAGGCUCCCUGUACAUAGAUCUGCCCCCUCUGCCUCCCACAUUCCUAGCGUCCUCCCCUUUCUCCGCAUUCCCGGGGUUGGGGGCGGUCCUCCUUUAGAAAAAGUUCCCAAGAACUAUCCAGGGGCCAGAUCCUACCCUUUCCUAAACACUGGUACCCCCUCCCACUUGAGCGGGACUGUCCUGCCCUCACAGGGCCCUUCCUCCUGGGAAAACUGCGGGACCCUGCGGGGCAGAGGGGCACUGUACACAUCCCGUCUCCGCCCCCGGACCCGAGGAGUGGCCGGCCCACCAGCCCGCCCUGCAAGGAGCUCCCCACCCGCAUUCCGGGACAGCCCUGAGUCCACGUGAGAGAGAAUUAUUAAGAGAAUUUAAAUUAAAAAGAGGUGAUAAAAUUUGGAAUAAA
Phacochoerus africanus (Common warthog) is the source of this 1682-nucleotide messenger RNA. It is a transcript of the gene CCDC106, whose product is annotated as coiled-coil domain containing 106. The record is from RefSeq and is a predicted model, not a curated record. Bases 255 to 1100 code for a protein of 281 amino acids. NCBI's taxonomy places the organism in Eukaryota, Metazoa, Chordata, Mammalia, Artiodactyla, Suidae. The transcript has 7 exons. Gene Ontology annotation, cellular component: nucleoplasm.